UCCGGAAAAUAUACACAAUGGAAUCCGAACUCAAGAAAACAGUGUUUAAUUAUUGUUCUUAUUUUCAACGGAAGCCAAAAUCAGUGACAUGAACAACGACGACGAUAAAGAUCCAUGGUUAGCACCCGACAAACUCUACCAUUUCCUCUUUUGCUUCUUUCUUACCCUCUUCUUCUCCGCUUUAGCUUCUCUAUCCCGCUACCAUUUUCUCCGUAGCCAUUCUACUCGGGUCGGAUCCAUCCUCUCCCUCUUAGCUGGCGCUGCCAAAGAGGCUGCUGAUCAACUCGGGUUUUUCCCCUCUGCUGGUGCUUCCGCCAGAGAUGCCCUCGCGGAUCUCCUCGGGGUUUUGGUAGCUGCAAUGGCGCUUUCUUUGUGGAAUAGGCUGCACCGAUCCCGACCCGAUUCGGGACACACCCGGCGGGUUUUGCCUGUUUGAUUGAGAUUCCAUGGUUCGCUUGAUAAAUGGUUAACUGAUUUUAUGUGUUUAAGCGUGUGUGGCUAGCUGCUUCUUGGAUAGGAGACGUUUGGUUGCCGAGACAAUUUUGUGAUUUUCUUUUUCAUCUGCUUUUUGACUGGCCUUUUUGGAAUUGGGAUUAAUUUCUUUCACAUGAUUGGCCUUUUUAAAGAGCAUAGGAUUGUUCGAUUGGUGAGAAAUUGAAUGCGAAGAGAAAUGAUGAUUUUUCAAGGUUUCGGGAACUUGAGAUUCUAUUUCUGGGAUUAAAACGAUAGAAUAUAUUGGCUGAUGUCUAAAACAAAAGUUUGACAAGGCUAAUGUACUUCUAUAAUUCAUUUGGCUUUGUUUGCCUGAUGGAAAAAUAAGUGAAAGCAAGGCGAAAGCUUUGGAUUUUGGCGUCAUAAUCCAUUUGGCUUUGUUUGGUUGAUUGGGAAACAAGAGACACCGAAGCAAAAUCUUUGGGUUCUGGCUUUAUAAGUCAUUCGGCUUUGUUUGGUUGAUGGGGGAAACAAGAGAAAGCAAGGCAUAAGGUUCGGAUUUUGGCAUUAUAAUCCAUUUGGCUUUGUAUUUUGGCAUUAAUGGUGUGUUCUUGUUGUUCCUUCCGAAAUUUCCUGGUGCUCAUUGUAGCUAGUUGUAUUAGAAACUUUGAAGGAAUAUUUUAUAAGCUUUCGCUUAGUUCUAUGUGUGAGAUUUCUUUCUUUUUUUCA
This is a messenger RNA of Gossypium raimondii (Peruvian cotton), 1161 nucleotides long. RefSeq lists its product as hypothetical. The record is from RefSeq and is a predicted model, not a curated record. Lineage: Eukaryota; Viridiplantae; Streptophyta; Magnoliopsida; Malvales; Malvaceae. The transcript has a single exon. The coding region runs from base 89 to 436 and encodes 115 amino acids.